GGCGCAAGCCUGCACAUUCCCGCCUGCGGCCUUGUGGACAUUGCUUUAGCAGUUCUUCACAAAAAGUCUCUUCUUUGUUUUUCUGAGUGAGGUGGAAUCCUCUCCGUCCGACUUGGUCCCGAUUGCUAGCUACACAUUAGGGCCCUCGCUGGUAUAAACAACCCACCUCCUCCAUGGACCAGCAUCAAAUCAUUCCAUUGUCGAACUAGUCUCGCGCUAGACCUAACACUGUCAGACAUAUUUUGUAAUACAAUGUUCUUGUAUAAUUUGGAAGUCACGGCCUCACUAUCCGGGAGCACCACGUGCGUAGUUGAACUUUGUGGGAGUUGAAUUAGAAGCCAAGCAAACUUGGCUUCUGCGGGUUUGUCGCAGGUUGCAGUUGCUGCUAAGCUUAGGGAUCUCCUGGCAUUGCCUGUCCAGGGCAGGUUGAACAAGUUGGGCGGAGCCGACGUUGCAAGCACCCCGAAGUUGAUGACCUUCCUUAUAAGAAGGGUGUGGUGCAACGCCAUCAAGGAUCAGGAUCAUUUGGCAGAUGUCAAGGCCGUGGUGGACCAGCAGACAAACAUCACCAAGGACGACAUCUUGCGCUACCAAGAGAGCAACAAGUCGGAGAAAAAGUUCGUGAUGGACACGGAGCCAACGUCAAGGUCGUUUUAUCUGCGCCUAAAGGUGGAGAAGAAGCCGGAGGUUGGAGACAAGUCGUUCUUCAGCAUGUUUGCAUUUGCUGGAGCCGCACUCGAGACCAUCAACUACCAGUUGGCCAUGUUGAGUUCAUGUGGGCAGUGGUGGCGGAGAGGUUGAUGGGGCAGAUGGUGUUCGAGCGAGUCACAAAUGCCGGGCAGACUGGUCUGUUCUACUUCCUUACUGCCAUGCAAUUAUUCACGUAUACAUUGCUGGUGCCAAUCAAGAGCGGAGAGUCGACCAAUGCUCACAACUUUGGGCUAUUUACGGCCAAGUCAGAGCAUUAAAACGGGCAAAUUGCAAUGCUGGAAUUUUUGGAUCUAGUAGUGACGGAGGCCUCCAUCCACUCCGCCGUCUUCAAAAUGUAAGUGCUCAAAGCUUAGCCACUCAAACGUAAAGUAUACAGAUAAUUUUUGGCCAUAUGAAGAUUAGAGCUCGAGGAUUGGCGCCUUUGGAGUAGAAGCAAUUGGAGUGCAGCCACAGGAACACUUAAGUUGUAAGAUAUUGGUAGACUACAUGGUUGCGAGUUGUAGGUAGUUACACAGCUUUCUAGAUCAACGUUUGAGAAUUGCUUGAUUGGAAAGAACGGUUGGGACGAAACAUGGGCUAGGCCUUGUUUGCUGUUUUGUGAAAUUUGUGAUCGUUGCCACAACUCCAUUGUAUCACCGGAUGCAGGCUCUUGUGUCCAAUACCUUAGUACAAACAUUGCUGGUUUCCCAUUUUGUGAAAGUGGACGUGCUUGUUGCGCACGUUGGCAUCACCUUUGCUUGCAUAA
Molecule: messenger RNA, 1456 nt
Organism: Physcomitrium patens
Lineage: Eukaryota; Viridiplantae; Streptophyta; Bryopsida; Funariales; Funariaceae
Source: RefSeq, a predicted model, not a curated record